Dendrobium catenatum is the source of this 2534-nucleotide messenger RNA. Its product is annotated as O-fucosyltransferase 1. Bases 344 to 1903 code for a protein of 519 amino acids. NCBI's taxonomy places the organism in Eukaryota, Viridiplantae, Streptophyta, Magnoliopsida, Asparagales, Orchidaceae. The transcript has 9 exons. Gene Ontology annotation, cellular component: endosome; cytoplasm; trans-Golgi network. The record is from RefSeq and is a predicted model, not a curated record.
UCCGCCGAACCAAAGGAUUUCGGAAAUCCGGGAUUUAGAGCGAAUCGGCGGAAUUUUCCGUCAACGGAGGAUUUCGUUUGCCGUGAGAUUUGGAUUUGCAUUUUAGGCCGUUUGGCUGGAUUUCGCCCAAAUCCGGCCUUAAAUCCGCCUAAAUCCGCAUACCAAACAGCCCCUUGGAUCUGGUCCAACCUACUGGCAGGCUGAGGGCUGAGGGCUGAGGGCUGAGGGCUGAGGGCUGAGGUCAGGGACCUGAGAAGAGAACAAACGAGAAUCCUACUUGGAGAUUUCUAGGGUUGUAAUUUCCUUUCGCCAACAUUUUGUGAAAUUGGUAAAUUUUGAUGCCAUGAAGAGCGGCUGGGGGAGGAGAGGAGCGAGGCAGCCGAAGCACCUCGGCGGUGGGCUGAGAGGGAUGGCGUGUCGGUUGUCUGUGGUGAUGUUCGUUCUGUUGAUCUGCACCAUCUUGCUUUUCUCGAGGAUCUGGCAUUCAAGUCCUUCCAGUCGGAUCCAGGAUAUUGAUAUUAAUAAGCUUUGGCGAACUGCUCCUGCUGCUGGUUGGAGACCAUCAUCUGCUCCACGGUCUUAUUGGCCUUCUCCUCCAACUGAGAGCAAUGGCUACUUGAGAGUUCGUUGUAAUGGUGGUUUAAAUCAACAACGCACUGCGAUAUGUAAUGCCGUUCUUGCAGCACGUAUCAUGAAUGCUACGCUCGUGUUGCCUGAGUUGGAUACCAAUUCUUUUUGGCAUGAUGAAAGUGGUUUUCCAGGUGUAUAUGACGUUGAACAUUUCAUUAAUGCUUUACGCUAUGAUAUUCGCAUUGUUGCAAAGCUUCCUGAAAUCACUUCUCAUGGGAAGGCCAAGAAGUUGAAAGCUUUUCAGAUUCGACCACCAAGGGAUGCUCCUCUGAACUGGUAUACUACAGUUGCUUCAAAAAAGAUGAAGGAUCAUGGUGCUAUUUACUUGACUCCUUUUUCACAUCGGCUGGCAGAAGAGAUUGAUGAUCCUGAACUUCAGAGAUUAAGAUGCAGAGUGAAUUAUCACGCACUAAGAUUCAAGCCACAUAUUAUGAAAUUGAGCCAUGAUAUAGUUGAUAAACUCCGAUCGCAGGGGCAUUUCAUGUCGAUACACCUCCGCUUUGAAAUGGACAUGCUUGCAUUUGCAGGGUGCCUGGAUAUAUUUACAAUAGAAGAACAAAAGAUAUUGAUGAAAUAUCGAAAAGAAAAUUUUGCAGAAAAGAAGCUUGUUUAUCGAGAGAGGAGGAUAAUUGGAAAGUGCCCAUUGACUCCAGAAGAGGUGGGCAUCAUAUUACGUGCCAUGGGUUUUGACAACUCUACUCGCAUCUAUCUUGCUGCUGGUGAGCUUUUUGGUGGGGAUCGUUUCAUGAAGCCUUUCCGAGCCCUCUUCCCACACCUUGAGAAUCACAGUACAGUAAUGGGUGCUGAGAAGCUUGAAGACAGCGCUCAGGGAUUGGUUGGUGCUGCUGUUGACUACAUGGUUUGUCUCCUCUCUGAUAUUUUCAUGCCCACAUAUGAUGGUCCCAGCAACUUUGCGAACAACCUAUUGGGCCACCGUCUCUACUAUGGCUUCCGAACGACGAUCCAGCCUGACCGAAAAGCAUUGGCUCCCAUCUUUAUUGACAGGGAAGAGGGUCGUCAAGCAGGUUUUGAGGAACAUGUUCGUCAAAUAAUGUUCAAAACCAAGUUUGGGGGGCCUCAUAAACGAGUUCAUCCAGAGUCUUUUUACACUAACUCUUGGCCUGAGUGCUUCUGCCAGAUGUCACCUCAGAACCCAGCUGAUAGAUGCCCGCCUGAUAAUACGCUAGCAGUUCUGGAAGGCCAGUUGCAAAGUGGAGGGAGCCAUGAGGUGGAAACCGUUAAGGGUCCCAAUAAGACGGUUUUAGUGGAGUAAGGCUUCGUUUGGGACCGCUUUUUUACUUCUUCUUAAAACAACUUUUUAGUACAAAAAAUUUAGGCUUCAUUUGGAGUGGCUUUCUUACUACUUCUUAAAGCUGCUCUUUAGUACAAAUGUUUUAAUUUUUGUACUGAAAAUUUGCUUCAGGAAGUGGUACGAAAGCCAUCCCAAACGAAGCCUUAAUUUUGUGCUGAAAAGCUGCUUUAAGAAGCAGCAAAAAAGACGUCCCACAUGAAGCCUAAAAGUGGUUGGCAUGCAUGAAUACACAUUUUAUGCUCUCUUUCAUGCUUGAUUUUGCGUGGUCUUUGGAAGACAAAAGAUAUUCACAAACGAUACUGUAUUAUUCGGUCAACUUGGAACCUACUGGGAGCUUUGGAAGAAAGGCUAAGUGGUGCAGAUUACAAAAUGUUAUUUGAUUAAUAUCAGCUGAGUAGGCUUUUUAGUAUGUAGAUCUUCUCGAAAAAAAAAGUUAUUAUCCAUUUAUAUGGUUUAUAUUUGUAUUUGAAGCUACUAGUGUGCAAAUACGCAGGGAAAAAUGAUGAUUUAAUAUCUGUAAGAGAAAAAGGAAUGAUUGUAACAUUUAUAUACGGCAAUAUUAGUAAAAAUGGUUCACACUUUAUUGGCUUGA